Molecule: messenger RNA, 3480 nt
Organism: Gastrolobium bilobum
Lineage: Eukaryota; Viridiplantae; Streptophyta; Magnoliopsida; Fabales; Fabaceae
Product: putative pentatricopeptide repeat-containing protein At5g59900
Exons: 2
Coding region: 10-2718 (902 amino acids)
Molecular function (GO): protein binding
Source: RefSeq, a predicted model, not a curated record
UGAAUUCCGAUGAAGCUCCUCCCACUUGGUCGCACACCACUCUCAGUCUCAGUAGCAGCCUCCACCCCUUUUCGUCACAGACAUUUCUCAGCAUCCAAAUUCGACGACGAAAACGACCCUCGUUUUGUGUCAAUCCUUUCCGACAUCGUUCGAGGAACCAAGAGUUGGAAGGUGGCCUUCAACGACGCUUGCGUUUCAUCUAAGUUGAGGCCCCAUCAUGUUGAGCAAGUUUUGAUCAACACCUUGGACGAUCCCAAGUUAGCUUUGAGGUUCUUCAACUUUCUGGGUUUGCACAAAAACUUGAACCAUUCAACAACCUCCUUUGCCAUCUUGGUUCACGCCCUUGUUCAGGCAAGGCUUUUCUGGCCUGCAAAUUCGCUCUUGCAAACCCUUUUCCUUCGUGGGUCUGACCCAAAAUUGAUUUUUUCCUACUUUCUAGAUUCUCACAGGCAAUGUAAGUUUUCCUCCACUUUGGGUUUCGAUUUGUUGGUUCAGAAUUACCUCCAAAAUGCAAGAGUUUUUGAUGCUGUGUUCAUUGUAAAGCUCAUGCUUGCCAACGCCUUAUUACCUGAAGUUAGAACAUUAAGUGCGCUCUUGAACGGGCUCUUGAAAAUUAGAAAAUUUAUAACGGUUUGGGAAUUGUUUGAUGAGUCCGUGAAUGCUGGUGUUCAACCUGAUCCUUAUACUUGUUCGGCUGUAGUCAGAAGCCUGUGUGAAUUGAAAGAUUUUUUUAGAGCUAAGGAAAAGAUUCUGUGGAUGGAAUCUAAUAGGUUUGAUUUAAGUAUUGUCACUUAUAAUGUCUUAAUUCAUGGGCUAUGCAAGGGUGAUCGAGUUUGGGAAGCUGUUGAGGUUAAAAGAUCAUUGGGGGAAAAGGGUCUGAAAGCAGAUGUUGUUACAUACUGUACACUAGUACUUGGUUUUUGUAGGGUGCAACAGUUUGAGGCUGGUAUACAACUUAUGAAUGAAAUGGUUGAAUUGGGGCUUGCUCCAACCGAGGCUGCUAUCUCAGGGUUAGUGGAAGGGUUAAGAAAGCAGGGAAAGAUCGACAAUGCUUAUGAUUUGGUAGUUAAGGUUGGAGGAUUUGGUUUUCUGCCGAAUUUGUUUGUUUGUAAUGCAUUAAUCAACUCUUUGUGCAAAGGUGGAGAUUUGGAUAAGGCAGAGUCGCUUUAUAAUAAUAUGUGUUUGAUGAACUUGCGUCCCAAUGAUAUUACUUAUUCUAUUUUGAUUGAUUCCUUUUGCAGAAGGGGGAGGUUGGAUGUUGCAAUAACUUAUUUUGAUAGAAUGAUAGAAGAUGGUAUAAAAGAAACUGUAUAUGCCUACAACUCUUUGAUAAAUGGCCAGUGCAAGUUUGGGGAUUUGAGUGCUGCCGAGUUUCUGUUUACCGAGAUGAUCAAUAAAGGGUUGGAGCCUACGGCUACAACCUUUACUACAUUGAUUAGUGGGUACUGCAAAGACCUACAACUACAAAAAGCAUUUAAGCUAUAUAAUGAGAUGAUUGGGAAACGAAUUACUCCAAACAUUUAUACUUUCACUGCACUUAUUUCUGGGCUUUGCAGGACAAAUCAGUUGGCUGAAGCAUCCAAACUUUUUGAUGAAUUGAUGGAAAGGAAAAUCAAGCCAACUGAAGUGACGUAUAAUGUUAUGAUUGAAGGGUAUUGUAGGGAUGGUAACAUUGGUAAAGCCUUUGCAUUGCUCGACGACAUGCUCCAAAAGGGCCUUGUUCCAGACACAUAUACCUACAGACCUCUUAUCAGUGGCCUUUGUUCUACUGGUAGGGUUUCAGAAGCUAAAGAUUUUAUUGAUGGUCUCCACAAGCAGAAUCUCAAGUUAAAUGAGAUGUGCUAUAGUGCACUUCUACAUGGUUAUUGCCAGGAAGGAAGGUUGAUGGAUGCACUUAGUGCUUCUUGUGAAAUGGUUCAAAGAGGAAUUAACAUGGAUCUGGUUUGUCAUGCUGUUCUUAUUGAUGGUGCUCUGAAGCAGCUAGACAGGAAAAUGUUAUUUGGUCUCUUAAAAGAGAUGCAUGAUCAAGGAUUGAGGCCUGAUGAUGUAAUAUAUACAAGUAUGAUUGAUGCAUAUAGCAAAGAAGGAUCUUUUAAGAAAGCUUUUGAAUGUUGGGAUUUGAUGGUUACUGAGGAGUGCUUUCCUAAUAUUGUGACUUAUACUGCUUUGAUGAAUGGUUUAUGCAAAGCAGGUGAAAUGGACAGAGCAGGUCUUCUUUUUAAAAAGAUGCUGGCUGCAAAUGUCCAUCCUAAUUCAAUCACAUAUGGCUGUUUUCUUGACCGUCUUACAAAGGAGGGAAAUAUGAAGGAAGCUAUAGGGCUUCACCAUGCAAUGGUUAAAGGGCUUCUAGCAAACACUGUAACAUAUAACAUCCUUAUCCGUGGCUUCUCCAAAUUGGGUAAAUUUCAUGAAGCCACCAAAAUUCUUUCUGAAAUGACUGAAAAUGGUAUUUUCCCUGAUUGUAUUACCUAUUCGACUUUAAUUUAUGAGUAUUGCAGAAGUGGAAAUGUAGGAGCAGCUGUUAAAUUGUGGGAUACCAUGCUAAACAAAGGUCUUGAGCCAGAUUUGGUUGCAUAUAACUUGCUAAUAUAUGGUUGUUGUGUUAAUGGAGAGCUCAACAAGGCAUUUGAAUUGCGUGAUGACAUGUUGAGGAGAGGGGUGAAGCCAAGGCAACAUUUGCGAGCAUUGCAGAAGGGGCAAUAUAGGAGCAGCAGUUAAAUUGUGGAGCAGCAGUUAAAUUGUGGUAUCGCAUGCUCUAAACAAAGGUAUGGAGCCUGAUUUGGUUGUGUGUGAAUUUCUGAUAUAUAGUCGUUGUGUUAAUGGAGAGCUCAACUAGGCAUUUGAGUUGCAUGGUGACAUGUUGAGGAGAUGGGUGGAGCCAAGGCAGAAUAUAUAAAAUCUCUUGAGGCUGAAUUAUUUGAAAAAGAGGUUGAUGCUUGAAGUUGAAGGUGGUUUCUGCAGCCUGCAAAUGUGGAACUGUAUGCGUUAGUAAUCCCUAUGAUAUGGUGUCAUAUCCAAAUCAGAAGAACCCGGUUGAAGUGGAAAAGAAGAAAGUUACAGAAGUGAAUAAGAGGAGGAGAACUGGAGAAGGAACCUGUCAAAACAAAAUGGAAAAGAAAAGAUUGAAUAUUACAGAGAGGGAAACCAAAAUUUAAGCAAUGACACUUCCCAUAUGAAUUAUAUGAAACUGUAAAUUUCGAUUGAAACUGGUUGCAAGGCUUUUUUUGUAUGAGGAAAUUCUUAUGUUCAGGUUAAUACUAUUUUCAAUCUACUUACAACUUGAAGAUGCUAUAAUAUUCGGCAAAGCAGUAAUGUUCCCUGUCAAGAUUGGUGCAUAGAUAUUAGAAUACUGUGAAAGUAUAGACUGCUUAUGAUGCAAUUGAUACAAAAUUUGUUUAGCUGAUUGGACACAGGGAGUUGUAGACUGCAAAAUUUGUAUUGCUGCAGUCUGCAUGAACAGAAUUAGUUAAUAACUCAUUU